UUGACCUCUUGAUCGGCACUCUUUCUUUCACAAGGAUGGCAGACAUGAUGUUCAACGCGCAGCAAACUCCACAUUCACAACUUCCCGCAUAUCGGGCCCCCUUAGGAUACAACAGCGGACCGCAAGCCAUGAAUCCUCCGCCAUCCGUCGUACCGCAAAUGCAGCUGACUCCAGACAACAUACAGAGAUUAAGAAAGGCAAUCGAAACGAUGCAGCAGAAAGGCAUGGAAAACGAUCCGCGAUAUUUUCAGCUCGUUCAGAUGGCUAAAGCCUAUAGAGUCCCUCUACCGGGCAACCAACAGUCCAUACCACCAGACAAUCGAGUAUCCCUACCCCGGGUGGGUGAGGCAAGUCUCUCCAGUCAAGCUCCCGGAACUCCUCAAGCUCCCGGAAGUAUGCAAAGUCCCGGAACACCUCAAGGUCCCGGAUCUCUGCAGGCUUCCUCCCUUUUCAACAACGACCAGUUGCAGCAGUUGAGAGCGCAGAUCAUGGUGUAUAAACUUCUCGGUCGCAAUCAAGCGAUUCCUAAUCACGUCCUACUUGCCGCAACGGCGAAACCUAACCGAAAGUUGGUGCCACCGACUGGGACCUCUGAUGUCAUGCAGAGUGUGAGUGACCCGGAUGUUGGACAGUUGGAUCGUAAGGAUGAUAUUUCGAAAGUAAAAAUGGAGAGUGAGAAGGAGCAGGAGCCACCACCGCCGUUGAGUAUUGAGAAGCAAAUGCUGCAGAGUCGGGUGGUCGACCCGAAGCAGUUGUUGAAAUCAACCCAGGAGACGCCUCAGACUAAGUUGAUGCAGGUUGCAAAACUGCCGGGUCUUGAUCCAACGGAUAUUAUUAAAGAGAGAGAACACAGAAUUCAAGCUCGUGUUGCUCUUCGCAUUCAAGAGUUGGAGUCCAUGCCAUCCACUCUACCAAGUGAUCUUCGUGUUAAAGCUCUAAUCGAACUACGAGCCCUCAGGCUGCUCGGCUUCCAAAAACAGCUACGGAAGGAAAUACUUUCAUGUAUACGUAGAGAUACGAUGCUCGAGACUGCUCUUAAUCCGGGAGCAUAUAGAAGAGGAAAGAGACAGACAGUGAGGGAUGCUAGAUACACUGAAUACUUAGAGAAGGAGCAAAGAAAGGAGCAUCAUCGACGACGAAGACAGAAGCAUCAGGAAUAUCUCAGCAGUGUUAUACAACACGCCAAAGAGUUCCGAGACUAUCACCGUGGCAACCAGGGCAGGAUCAGCAAACUGAACAAAUCGAUCAUGACGUGGCACGCCAACGCUGAACGUGAGCAGAAGAAGGAAAACGAACGAAUAGAGAAAGAGAGACUGCGACGUCUCAUGGCUGAAGACGAAGAAGGAUAUCGUCGACUCAUUGACCAAAAGAAAGACAGACGACUGGCGUAUCUGCUGCAGCAGACGGAUGAGUAUAUUGCGAGUCUGGUGGAGCUGGUGAGGGAGCACAAGAAGGAUGUUAUGUUGAAGACAAAGCCGGUGGAGAAAAAAAUUGAAGUUAAGAAAGAUGAGAAGCGAGCUGUUGUAUUCAAUUCAGAAACUGGUGAAACAUUGCAAGGAGACGCGGCCCCCUUGCUGUCAGAAGUGGAACAGUGGCUUGCAGACCAUCCAGGGUUUGAGGUAGUUGAACAGAAGGAAGUAGAUGAAGGGCAAAGGUCAGAGGAGCAGCAGACGGAGGCUGAGGAAAAGGAAAAGGAAGGAGUCGCUGUGAACGAGAGAGAUGAGGCGAAAGCUGUAAUUGAGAGAGCAAAGCUUGCUGAUGCUGACAUUGAACUCCAAGACGAAUACGUAGCAACAGAUGUCACCAGUGACAGCACCUACUACAGCAUUGCACACAGCAGAAUAGAACCCGUCACUGAGCAGCCAUCCAACCUCGUUUGUGGCACACUCAAGGGUUAUCAACUGCAGGGACUGGAGUGGCUUGUUUCGCUUUUCAACAACAACCUUAAUGGAAUUCUGGCGGAUGAAAUGGGCUUGGGGAAGACGAUACAGACGAUUGCGCUUGCGUGUUAUUUGAUGGAGAAGAAGGGAGUGUAUGGACCGUUCUUGGUUAUCGUUCCUCUCUCGACGCUUUCGAAUUGGAUGAUGGAGUUGGAUCGUUGGGCUCCAAUGAUAGUGAAAGUUGCUUAUAAGGGUGCACCCAGUCAACGUAAGAACCUCCACAGCAUCCUGAGGAACGGCCGUUUCAACAUGGUCGUAACAACAUACGAAUACAUCAUGAAGGACAAGUCCGUUCUGUCUAAAGUGAAGUGGAGGUUGAUGGUGAUUGAUGAGGGUCAUCGUAUGAAGAAUCAUCACUCGAAACUGACACAAGUGAUCAAUUCGUACUACGUGACGUCACAUCGUUUGCUGUUGACGGGAACUCCACUUCAGAACAAUCUCCCUGAACUGUGGGCAUUACUGAACUUUCUCCUACCAACAAUAUUCAAGUCAUGCACAACGUUCGAGCAGUGGUUUAACGCACCAUUUGCCCAGACAGGAGAAAAGGUCGAACUAAACGAGGAAGAAACCAUUUUGAUCAUUCGUCGUCUUCACAAGGUAUUGAGGCCUUUUCUUUUGAGACGACUGAAGAAGGAGGUUGAGUCACAGCUGCCUGAGAAAACGGAGUAUGUGAUUAAGUGUGAUAUGUCGGCUCUACAGCGACGUGUGUAUCAGCACAUGCAGAAGAAUGGGUUGUUGUUGACUGAUGGAUCUGAACAGAAGAAGGGACGUGGUACAACUAAGGCAUUGCUGAACACGAUCAUGCAGCUGAGGAAGAUCUGUAAUCAUCCGUUCAUGUUCAAAGAGGUGGAGUCAUCGUACAGUCAGCACUUGGGACUCGCAGGAUCUUUGGUUGAUGGACGUCAGCUCUACAGAGUGUCCGGCAAGUUCGAGCUGCUCGAUCGCAUCCUCCCAAAACUCCAAGUCAACAAUCACCGCGUGCUCUGCUUUUGUCAAAUGACGCAACUCAUGACAGUCAUGGAAGACUACCUCAACUGGGCACAGAUUCCAUAUCUUCGUUUAGACGGAGGAACAAAGGCCGAAGACAGAACGGAACUGCUUGCCAAAUUUAAUGCCCCAAACUCGCCGUAUUUCAUCUUCCUGUUGAGCACACGAGCCGGUGGAUUGGGAUUGAACUUGCAGACGGCAGACACAGUUGUGCUGUUCGACUCGGAUUGGAAUCCACAUCAGGACCUGCAGGCGCAGGAUCGUGCUCAUCGUAUUGGACAGAAGAAUGAGGUUCGUGUGUUGAGGUUGAUGACGGUGAACAGCGUGGAGGAGAAGAUCUUGGCUGCAGCGAGAUACAAACUGAAUAUGGAUGAAAAGGUUAUUCAAGCUGGAAUGUUUGAUCAGAAGUCGACAUCGUCUGAACGAAAAGCAUUUCUUGAGGCUUUAAUUGUGAUUGAGAACGACGAAGACGACCAGAGAGAAGAGAACGAAGUUCCCGAUAAUGAAACUCUCAACCAAAUGUUGGCAAGGAAUGAAGAUGAGUUUGAACUUUAUCAGAAAAUGGAUGCUGAUCGAGAAGAAGCAGCUGAUCAAUCAACAGACAAAGUAUCCCGACUGGUCACAGAAGCUGAGCUACCUGCAUAUCUUUUGAAAGAUGACAAAGAGGUCGAGCGUAUAGCCUUUGAGGAGGAGGAAGAACGACUGUUUGCACAAGGUGUCCGACAAAGACGAGACGUUAAGUACACAGAUCUUUUGACUGAGAGACAAUGGCUGAAGGCUGUUGAAGAUGGUAAUCUCGACGAGGUGCUUCACAAAGCAAAACAACGUAAACGACGACGAGCAUACGAUCCAGACGAAGACGAAGAAGACAUUCGAUCAGCAAAGAGACAAGGAAGACAACCAAAGAGUCGUCCGGGUAGCACAUUGAUGCGACAGCUCAAGAAGCUACUCAAAAUGAUUAUUCGCCAUACUGAUGAGUAUGGACGUCGUUUGAGUGACGUUUUUCUCAAACUGCCGUCCAGCACGGAGCUGCCUCAUUACUACGAGGUGAUCAAAGAGCCAAUGGACUUUCAAUGCAUGAAGGAGAGCGUCGUUGCAGGCAAGUACGAGAGCAUUGAUGAGAUGGCAGAGGACAUGCAGCUGCUGUGUCAUAAUGCACAGACGUACAACGUGGAAGGCUCGCAGAUCUAUCAAGACUCACUCGUUCUAGAGGCUGUUUUCAAUAACAUGAAGGAACGUGUGGAACAAGGCCUUGUUUCCAUCGAUCCAGAAUCGCCAUCAGAAUUUGAUGACGCUGGUGGAGAGGACAUACAGUCGGAUAGUGAAUCAAAUGCGUCAUUGAAGUUGAGGAUAAAGAUUGGAAAGUCAGACGAGUUGAUGUCUGAGCCAAAGAAAAAGAAGAAAAAGCGUGGACGGCCACCAAAAUCUACAUCCAGGAUAUCAUCCAUAUUACCAAGUGAUAUCGACGAUUCCAGUCGCAACACCAGCUGUCUCGCAUCGACAGAGAACAGCGACAUGGACUGUUAACAGUUACAUAAUUAAUUAAUUAAUUAUAUUUUAAAAUUAGUUAGCGGUAAGUAUGAGCAAUGUAGCAGUCACGGACAGUGUGAUUGAUAUCAACUGGUGCAGCACGUGACCGUGGGUUGUGGCCUUGGAUUUCCACCAGACGGCGCGGCCAUUCUUGCAUUCUUUACUGACUGUCAUCUCAACAAUAACAAUAGAAAAGCAACGCUACAGUUUGUCAGCAAAGUGCACCUCUAUGUUGCUAUAAAACUCAACUAGAAUACAUUGUGUCUAAUAUUAAUUAAUUAUUCGUUUUGAGGAA
This is a messenger RNA of Corticium candelabrum, 4752 nucleotides long. RefSeq names its product probable global transcription activator SNF2L2. Lineage: Eukaryota; Metazoa; Porifera; Homoscleromorpha; Homosclerophorida; Plakinidae. The record is from RefSeq and is a predicted model, not a curated record. The transcript has 31 exons. Gene Ontology annotation, biological process: positive regulation of transcription by RNA polymerase II. Bases 36 to 4454 code for a protein of 1472 amino acids. Gene Ontology annotation, molecular function: ATP-dependent chromatin remodeler activity; DNA binding; histone binding. Gene Ontology annotation, cellular component: nucleus.